AUGGUAAUGAUGCGCUACGUGCUGUGUAUCCUCGCUCUCCUGCUCUCAUGUGCGUGUGUGCACGUCCUCGCUGAAGAAGUGCCUGCCGCCGAUCUUUCCGACCAAGUCCCUGAUACGGAGAGUGAGACAAAGAUUUGCCUUGAAGGUACUCCGUGCUCUGAUGGUGGUGCUCCUGUCAAUUGCCCUGAUGGUACUGGCGAUACUACUAGUUGCUCUGCUGCUGCUGCUGCCUCUGCCGCUUCUUGUUCUGGUGGUGGUUCUCCUGGAUCUACUGGUGAUACUUGUACUCGUGCAGAUAAAGGUCUACCUUCUGGAUCUGCUGGUAGUGGUGGUGGGGGUUCAUCAACACAACCACACCCUGAUCCAGCAGGAAAAGAACGUGAAGGUCAACCUCCUGCUGGUGAAGUAGGUGUUAGUGGUCCACCUGAACAGGAACCUACGGACCGGCGAAGUGGAAAAGAACCUGCUGCAGCUCCUGAUACUGCUAGGAGUCCUCAGGCAACUGCAAAUGAACCUGACACUGGAAUCAGCGGCAACAGUGAAGGCAGUGAAAGUGCAACAUCACAAGCUCCGCCUUCCUCCACUACUUCAGAAACAGCGAGUAACGGUGGUUCUAAUGCUUCUGCGACUGAGACUGAUACAACAUCUGCAGAGAGUGAAUCAACAAGGAACCAAAAUGAAGAAGGAGCAGGAAAUACAGAAACGACCACCACCACAACCACAACAACAACAACAACACUUCCUCCUGAACUCACAAACAACAAGAAGGGUGAUGCAGACAGCAGCAGCAGUAUCAGCAGUUCUGUGUGGGUGCAUGUACCACUACUAAUUGUGGUUACACUGGCCUGUAUUCUUGUGUGCUGA
Trypanosoma theileri is the source of this 864-nucleotide messenger RNA. RefSeq lists its product as uncharacterized. NCBI's taxonomy places the organism in Eukaryota, Euglenozoa, Kinetoplastea, Trypanosomatida, Trypanosomatidae. The transcript has a single exon. Bases 1 to 864 code for a protein of 287 amino acids. The record is from RefSeq and is a predicted model, not a curated record.